AUUGUUUUAAAAUUAGUCACUUGGUGCAGCACUGCUCGGAAACCACUAAAUUCCGGGCACGAGCGUUCUAUGAUUUGGUAUUUGCAAAAAUAUGAAUGGGGAAAUGUUGGCUACUAUGACGAUCUUAAAGCUGAACACUACUGCGCUCAUGCAGUAGCAACACUAUACUACACUAUUGCUAUAUAUCGUGCUGUAAAGAAUAGAAGAAUACUAGAUACGCGCGGAGGUUACUCCGAUUUUGACAGAUUUCGAUCAUGCCAAUUCAAAUAUCGAGUUGACAACAGUUUGACAGUUAAUCUGUUAAGUUUACGUCAUAAUUUAAACCUCGCGUAUGUAUAGAUUACGAUUUUUAUUCUCGUUACAGUUUAUUUUUUCUCGCGUUGUAUUUUAAGUUUUUUGUCAUUUUGUAUUUCUAAUUAACACAUUGUGGAAAUUGUUGUCUAACAAUAUGAAGCUGCACACAGAUGUAUAUGAUAAAUUAUACUUAUACAUAACACCUGAAAAGUUUUAUGUUGAACCCAUUGGAACAAAAGUAUUGCUUGUAGUUGAUAGAGUGAGUCAACAGAUUUACACCCAAGCUGGCACAGCUAGUCAAAUCCCAUCAACUGCAAGCCGUAGAAAAAUAUGGGGUAUAAUAGGGACUAUACGAUUGUUAGCAUGUCGCUACCUGAUAGUAAUAACAGACGCUGCAGAAGUUGGAACUAUAGCUGGCCAUCAAAUUUAUAAAAUAGUUGCAACAGAAGUUUUACCUUACACAAAAUCUUCAUUGCAUCUCAGUGAAAAACAAGUGCAAAAUAAUGCCACAUAUUUAGAAAUGAUUAAAUCUGUAUUAAAUACACCUUAUUUUUACUUUAGUUACACAUAUGAUCUUAGUCAUACGAUGCAAAGAUUGCAUAAUACUCCUCCUGAGUUUUUACAGAUGCCACUUCACGAUAGGGCAGAUCUUAGAUUUGUAUGGAAUGCUUAUCUUCUACAAGACUUAACGUCAAGACCAGAACAAUACAAGUUUUGUCUACCUAUUAUUCAUGGAUUUGUCUCAUUAAAUACUAUUACUGUGACUGGGAGUACAACAUUUAAUUUAGGUAUUGUAUCUAGAAGGAGUGUACACCGUGCAGGAACAAGAUUGUUUUCACGUGGUAUAGAUUCUACUGGCAAUGUUUCUAACUAUGUAGAAACAGAACAGUUGGUUGAAUUCAAUGGACACCGUAGUUCUUAUGUACAAACACGUGGUUCUAUCCCCUUGUUUUGGUAUCAAGCACCAAAUCUAAAGUAUAAGCCUAAGCCUCAGUUGAGCAUUCAUGAAGAUCACCAAACUGCUUGUGCUCGACAUCUUGAAGCUCAGAUAUUCCAUUAUGGAAAGCAAAUUUUGAUCAAUUUAAUAGAUCAACAUGGUCCAGAAGCUACUCUCGAAAAAGCAUAUCGUAACGUAGUACAACGAAUUAAUAAUCAAAAUGUGCGGUACGAAGGUUUCGAUUUUCAUUCUGAAUGCAGAAGAAUGAGGUGGGAUCGAUUAAACGUUCUACUUGAUCGAUUAGCUCCUGAAUUAGAACAAAUGAGCUACUUUUUGUUAUUGGAAGAUGGAACAUUAUUAUCCGCUCAGGACGGUGUUUUUCGUACGAACUGCAUUGAUUGUCUCGAUAGAACUAACGUAGUUCAAAGUAUGAUAGCAAAGAGAAUUCUCAAUGAGGCAUUAUCAAGAUUGGAAAUUCUUAGGAGGAUCGAGGAUCAUCCUAGUAUCGAAGAACACUUUAAACGAAUUUGGGCUGAUAAUGCGGAUGUUAUAAGUAUUCAGUAUUCAGGUACUGGUGCAUUGAAAACUGAUUUUACACGAACAGGAAAACGCACUAAGUUGGGUGCAAUGAAAGAUGGUUUGAAUUCUUUAACAAGAUAUUAUAAGAAUAAUUUUACCGACGGUUACAGACAAGAUUCAUUAGACCUAUUUCUGGGCCGUUACAUUGUGCAAGAUGGUGAAUGUACAUCGGUCCAAUGUCCUUUGGAAUGCGAAAGAAAUUGGCGCUACGCGACAUUCCCUUUGGUACUUCUCGUUGCAUCGUCCAUGUUGGUUGCUCACAUAAUCUUACCUUCAAGAUACACUACUGAAAUUUUGUUGUAUAUGUUAUUUUGGGGUGCUAUGGUGGGUGGUACAUUUGCAACCAUCAUUCAUCAUGGCAAACAAUACGUGGAUAAACCUAAGUUGCUUUAAAUGUCUCUUAAUUUCAUGUACUACAUGCUGUACAACAUUUUUUCUUUAUUCAUACUGGGGUACACCAUAAAUUUUUUGUUACUUUCUUUUUCACUUUAUCGAUAAUAUAUUUUCUUGUUAUUAAAUGUUAGAAUUUAUUGUAAAAACGAAACGGUAUAUUUUAGAUCUAUAAAUUCUAGCUUUGUAUAUGCAUUUUAUGUUUUGAGGUUAUAGAUGUAAUGUUAGGAGAGGAAAAAGUGUAGUAAAAUUGAGCAAAUACGUUCUUAUUGAUGUACAGUAGCAAGCACCGUAGACUUUCUUAAGGAAAAUGGCGAUGUAAAGGAAAGAGCCAAUUACUUGUUGGUUUUUGGUUGGUAACUUUUCUUUACAAAUUUCCAAGUUGAGAAGUAGGAAAUUUGGAAGGCUGCUCAUCAUACACUGGUCUUUGUCCAAAGGAAGCCUACAUUGCACUUGAAUGUACAUAGAUUAACACCGUAGUUAAUCUUCAUAGUUGCUACAACUCUUACUUUUUCUACGUAAGUAGAGUAAGACACAGUAUGUAAGGGAAAUCGCUCGUUCCCUUUCUUGUAAAGUAUUGUAAAGAGGCGAGGGUUCGAUUUCAGGCAAUAUUUGUUCUCCUGACAAGCCGUACCGCAUUGUAGUGCUUUGUAUGUAUCGUUCAUAGAUUGCCUGUGAUUAUUACUCGUGUUUAUUCAACACUGCAGGUAUUUGACGAUACGUAAAAUUUACUUGCAAUGUAAACAAAGUAAUUAAUAAAUUAUUCAUGAUUUCUUUCAAUGAAGACAUUUUAGAAAAUAAUACAAUCGUAACUAUUGUUUAUAAUUCACGAAUACUAGGUGAUCUAGUCAGAAAACUGAUCGUAUUUUAAGAUAUGCGAAAUGUUUAAUGUAUCCUGACAUUUGAUAGUCAUAUGCCGAACCAAAGUGUAUGAUGUUUUUAAAGUUUUAUCCGAUUGUCAGUUCGCAUAGUAAGUGAUAUAUCGAAGGAUGUUUUGUUGAAAGAAUAUUUUUUAAUACUUGAUAAAUAAUUUUCGUACAAAACUGCUUACUUAUUGUAAGUUAAUACUUUUAAUCCAAGUGUCAAUAAAAUUGUUUUCUCUAUUGCAAAUAAAUGUUGCACAGCAUCUAUUAAUUACGAGUAAACGUAUGUCAUGUUUUUUGGUAUAAUGCGAACUUUGUUAAUCAAUCGCACUGUGUGUCUUUUUAGUGCAAUUAAAGUAGAUAAAGAUUAUUCAUCUUUAGCCAAAGGCGUCUACUUUAAUAUUUGAUUGAUGUCUUCCAAUAUGUACAUGCGUAAUUUUUAGAAAACAUUCUUAUGUCAAUUACUUUAAGGUAUUUGAACAUGCACAGGAGAAAUAGAAAAUAGAAAUCUUUUCCCAUGUUUCUUUUCACUUCCUUCAUAACACAAUUUAUAGACUAAAAAUAAAGAACACUAACGCAAAUA
This is a messenger RNA of Megachile rotundata (alfalfa leafcutting bee), 3646 nucleotides long. It is a transcript of the gene Sac1, whose product is annotated as phosphatidylinositol-3-phosphatase SAC1. Gene Ontology annotation, cellular component: endoplasmic reticulum. Gene Ontology annotation, molecular function: phosphatidylinositol-4-phosphate phosphatase activity. NCBI's taxonomy places the organism in Eukaryota, Metazoa, Arthropoda, Insecta, Hymenoptera, Megachilidae. The record is from RefSeq and is a predicted model, not a curated record. Gene Ontology annotation, biological process: phosphatidylinositol dephosphorylation.